UAUUACACUUCUGGAAAAAGGACGAAUCCUCUCAAAGAUACCUUAUCCCGUAAAGAACCACUUCAGCUAUAAAUGGACGUUGAAUCAAGCCACAGCAAUGAGGAUCUAAACGAUAUCCAGGAAUUUAUUGAAGAACAUUUAAUUUCACACCAGGAGGAAGUAAUUGAGCAUCCUCCUAUGCUCAUUCCCCUCUCACCUACAAUCAUUCCAUUGUCCCCGACAUUUUUUUUGGAUAGUCAGAAUGAUACAAUCCCAGGGCACAGCAUUUCCCUUGAGCUACCGUGCGAUCUAAUCGUGCCUGAGGACUUUUUAAAUAAUUUCUCAGUGAUAACAGAAAAGCCGGAAAAAGCUGAAUAUAUUGAAGAUUCUGAGCUUUUGGAACAGUACUUCAAGACAUCCUUCAGUGAUCUAGCGUCAGACUCCGAAUUGUCUAAAAAAGUUCCUGAAAAUUCCGAAAGGAACGACGUGGCCGGUACUUCGGAGGAGGGCCAGGUUAUACAUGCGUAUACCCCCUUGGAGCAUCCCAAUAGACCUCAAAAAUCUGCAAAAAGACCUCUCAAAAAACGGCCCACUAGACGUACACUUCUUGUGGAAAGCGAAUCUUCCGAGGACGACACAUCCUUCAGCAGAGACCCAAAGUCUAAAAGGCCGCGUAAAUUUUCCGAAAGGUUUCAUGCUUCACUACAAGCAAGAGGCACCCCCACAGUCUCCAAAGUAUCACAAAGGCUAAAACCUACGAUCCCCUCAACUUCAACUACUGCUAGGUAUCACAGCGCUGAGCUAUUGAAACAUGUACAUAUGACUAUAGAGCAGAUCAUUUACAGACAUCCUGCUAUAAGGGCCCUAGUUUCUGACCCAGAAGUGGCUCAGAAUAUACAAACAUUAAUUACCCUAUUGAAAACGCUGGGUUUUUUAAAACAAUAACAGUGUAUUUGUAGAGCUACAAUGGAACCACAUCGCAAAAAAACAUGUAAAAGGAAACACAUUGAAAUUACUGUUGAUGAUUCUGACAAUGAUGAUACGGCUGUGAAUGGUGUUCUAAAAAAUAAAAAGGUUUCAAUUGAUCCGAGUCAUAAUGUGUCAAAUUCUGUGGUAAAUUCUAUAUUCGUACCUAAAAAUACCUUAAAUUCUGAUCCUUCAACAAGUUC
Messenger RNA from Acipenser ruthenus (sterlet), 1148 nucleotides. RefSeq lists its product as uncharacterized. Lineage: Eukaryota; Metazoa; Chordata; Actinopteri; Acipenseriformes; Acipenseridae. The record is from RefSeq and is a predicted model, not a curated record. Bases 73 to 924 code for a protein of 283 amino acids. The transcript is spliced from 6 exons.